AUGGCUGUCGGAAAUAUCGGAAAGAUCCUCGUAAACAGAACUAUCAGUAUCAAGAACGCCAACGACUUAUUGAAGGGAAAAAUCUUCGAGGUUUCUUUGGCCGAUUUGCAAAAGGAUGAGGACCAUGCUUUCUGCAAGGUCAAACUCUGUGUUGAUAAGGUUCAAGGAAAGAACUAUUUGAUCAACUUCUAUGGUCUCGAUUUCAUAUCAGACAAGCUCAGAUCCCUUGUCCGAAAGUAG
This is a messenger RNA of Sclerotinia borealis F-4128, 240 nucleotides long. The record is from the annotation of a GenBank genome assembly. NCBI's taxonomy places the organism in Eukaryota, Fungi, Ascomycota, Leotiomycetes, Helotiales, Sclerotiniaceae.